Pestalotiopsis fici W106-1 is the source of this 1008-nucleotide messenger RNA. RefSeq lists its product as uncharacterized. Bases 1 to 1008 code for a protein of 335 amino acids. The transcript has 3 exons. The record is from RefSeq and is a predicted model, not a curated record. Gene Ontology annotation, molecular function: RNA binding. Lineage: Eukaryota; Fungi; Ascomycota; Sordariomycetes; Amphisphaeriales; Sporocadaceae.
AUGGCGAAAAUCGCAACCGACUUCAACAAGAUCAUCAAUGCAGGACGCGAGCGCAAGAAGAACGAAGCCCUCGCUGCCAAGAUCUUUGGCAGCAAAGACAACCGUCGCUCCAGCGCCCCAGGCAACACCAGCAGCAACAGCGCAGUAGGAGGCUCGCUCGCGAGUAGAGUAGGCGUAAAGAAGGCGGGUGCGCGGGGAGCAGCAGGUGGAGGAGCCAAGGCAGCUGCUGUGCCGGCUGGCAAUAUCAAUGGCGAGUGGCUGCACGACUUGCACGGCACGCGCACGACCCCCAAUCUCCGGGCCCGCGGCCAGCAGCAGCAACAACAACAACAACAGCAACAGCAACAGCCCAUCGGCGGUGCCCUGGCCGCCAGGAUACACGCCCCCGGUACCAAGCCCGCUGCGGCCAAGACAAAAGGCGGCAUCCCGACGGGCCCCCGCAAUGCGAAUAACCGCGCCGCCAGACUUGCCAGUGCCGUGUCGCGGACCUCCAACACCCAGAUGAACGUUGCGCAGGCGCCGUCUCGGGGCCUGUCGAUCCGCGGUCUGGCUGGACCUUAUGCGGUGAUGGCGCAAAACUUUGCGCCCGGCACGACGGCCGCGGAUAUCGAGAGCGCAAUGACACCCGUCGGCGGCAUCGUAUCGAGCUGCAAAUUGAUCAAAGUUCAGCCCAUUGUCAUUGCCGAGGUUGUCUUUGAGAGCAAGGAGGGAGCUGAUAGGGUGAUUCAGACGUUCAACAACCAAACAGCUGACGGACGUCUGCUUCAUGUCUACCAUAAGCCAGCUGGCAGCCCCAGCUACAACCCGCCCUCUGCGCCCCGGGCCCAACGAUCGAACGAAUCGAGGUCCGGGACCGGCGUGGUAGUUGACGGCUCAAACGGCUUUGACGACCCCAUGGACUCGGAUCACCACAACGAUAGCAGCCUCUACAGCGACCAGCUCGUCAACAGAUCCGACGCCAGUCGUCGGGGACGAGGUUUCCAGAACCGUGGCGGCCGUGGCCGGUAG